UGCUCCCGGUUCGCCCGAUCCGGUGUGAACCGGCUGAAUACCACCACUGCAGCAGCCCCUUCCUCUCUGAAACAGGCCGAGCUGAUCAGCCGACAGGCGCAAGAGAAGUUUGAGCUGAGCGAGAACUGUGCCGAGAGAGCCGGUCUCCGGGGAGCACCGGGGGAGCAGCUGAGCUUCGCUGCUGGGCUGGUCUAUUCUCUGCUCCUUCUGCAAGCCACGCUCCACAAAUACGAGCAGGCCUUGAGUAAGUGCAGCGUGGAAAUCUACCGAAAAGUGGGCUUGCUCUAUCCGGAGAUGUGCGUGCACGAGAGGUCCCUGGACUUCCUGAUUGAGCUGCUGCACAAGGACCAGCUGGACGAGACGGUCAACGUGGAGCCCUUGACCAAGGCCAUCAAGUACUACCAGCACCUGUACAGCAUCCACCUGGCUGACCAGGCCGAGGACUGCACGGUGCAAUUGGCUGACCACAUCAAGUUCACUCAGAGUGCCUUGGACUGCAUGAGCGUGGAGGUCUGCCGGCUGCGCUCCUUUCUCCAGACCGGACAGGAGGCCUCCGACUUCGCCAUCCUCCUGAAGGACCUGGAGACUUCGUGCAGCGACAUCCGCCAGUUCUGCAAGAAGAUCAGGCGGCGCAUGCCGGGCACCGAGGCUCCCGGCAUCCCUGCGGCCCUGGGCUUUGGGCAACAGGUCUCAGAGAUCCUGCUGGACUGCCGCAAACACCUGACCUGGGUGGUGGCGGUGCUGCAGGAGGUGGCGGCUGCAGGGGCUCAGAUGAUCGCCCCCUUGACCGAGAACGAGGGCUUGCAGGCCGUGAAACUGGAGGACCUGGCCUUCAAGGCCAGUGAGCAGAUCUAUGGAGCGCAGGGCAUCAGCCCUUACGAGUGCCUGCGCCAGUCCUGCAACAUCCUCAUCGCCACCAUGAACAAGAUGGCCACCGCCAUGCAGGAGGGCGAAUACGAUGCAGACAAGCCCCAGACCAAGCCCCUUCCUCCGGUUCAGCUGCGGGCAGCGGCGCUUCGGGCCGAGAUCACGGACGCCGAGGGCCUGGGGCUCAAGCUGGAGGAUCGAGAGACCGUCAUCAAAGAGCUGAAGAAGUCUCUUAAAAUCAAGGGCGAGGAGCUCAGCGAAGCCAACGUGCGCCUCAGCCUCCUGGAGAAGAAGCUGGACAGCGCCUCCAAAGAUGCCGACGAGCGGGUGGAGAAGAUCCAGAGCAAGCUGAGCGACACCCAAGCGCUGCUGAAGAAGAAGGAGAAGGAGUUUGAGGAGACGAUGGACGCCCUGCAGGCGGACAUUGACCAGCUGGAGUCGGAGAAGCUGGAACUGAAGCAGCGGCUCAGCAAUCAGUCCAAGCGCACCAUCGAGGGCCUGCGUGGGGCACCCCCCUCGGGCAUCGCCUCGGUCAUCUCCAGCAUCGCAGGAGGUGGGUCCGGGGCAGCCUGAUCCGGAGCCUCCUUGCGGGCUGGGAAGCCGC
This is a messenger RNA of Notechis scutatus (mainland tiger snake), 1471 nucleotides long. NCBI's taxonomy places the organism in Eukaryota, Metazoa, Chordata, Lepidosauria, Squamata, Elapidae. The record is from RefSeq and is a predicted model, not a curated record.